AUGUCUGACAGCGAUGCGAGCACAGUACCCCCGCCCAGCUUAGACGAGGACAACCUCGCGGGCGUCUCACUUGUAUCCGCAUCUACAGCUGGCCCACGCCCACCGUGGACUAUCUCACAAGAGGAACCAUGCCGAGCAAAGACGAACUUCCCGGGGGGCGGUAACUGGGGAACGGAGCAUUCUCGACGAGCUGGUGACACGAAAUUUCAAGAAUAUGGCUCUCAGACGAAAGCUAGGAAUGAGAUCAAGGCUUCGUCAGUGAAGAAUCGAUUUGAGCCGAUCGCCACUUGCGCACAAAAGGCACCAGGAAAGCAUGUACAUCGUAAGAUGACGCCUGCAGUUAGUCAUGAUAGCGAAUCCCUAACCACAUACCCGUGUCUUGGGAGUUCAUCGUCACCUCGUGGCGAGCCAUCCGUACCUGAAGUGCCAAAGGUCCUGGCGGAAGGCCAACCGAAACAGGCCGUCCUCCUCGAGGAAGUUCCCAGUCCUACAGCACGCUUUGAAAGCGGGAAUGCGUGUCCAUCACAAUCAAGAAGGGUCCAGAAGGCAGCUCACACGACGCCAUCGCACCUAGCAAAAAAGGAUGCGAGAAAGGGGGCCCCGCAGGGAAGAAAGCCAAAAACGCAGAACAAAGGACAGCAUGCUUGUAAAAGACAGAAGCCCCCCAAAUCCACUACGCGAGCAAGAAAGAAAUCUCGCGCAAAGAUCGGGCCACGUCCGUCUCUUUUCAAAGAGCAGCUAUUGCCUGGAAUAUCAGCGAUCUUCGAACAAGUUCCUGCUCCAACUUUUGAAAUGUAUGACUCUCGGGAGGCUUACAUCAUGGAGGAAGCAUAUUCUUUCCCUCAUUCAGCAGUUUCUGUUCCGUCGUUCGAGGAGAUUGAGAAGGGCACCUCAGAAAUCAAGUCGAUCGAACUUCUUCAAAAGUUGGCCAGGGAGACGCGGCGUUCGCCUAGCGUUUCCUUUGAAGAUUAUACUAACUCCGCCAGGAUAUCAACUUUUGCUUGUGGGGAGGAAGCAAUUGCCUCUAUUCCCGUUCAGUUGUUAAGCAGGAAUGACCGAUCUAUUUCUACAAGUUGUUUGAGGAUACAACUCGAGAAGGUUGAAAGAGAAGUCAUAAACUUACGGACUCAGCUUGUGAUGGAACAGAACUCAGGUCCUUGCCUCUUUUCGGAUGAUGUUAAAAAUCUUGUGGAUAGAUCUCGAGUACUAACUUUGGACGGUACAAAGAGUGACAAUGCGACGGUGCUUUGCAAUCUUGCCUUGGUCAUGUGUUCCAGAAUUCCUGCGCGGCUUUCGCGGACAACUCUCCACAGUCUAAUGGCGGUUGGUGAUAUUCAACAGUUUUUGAAUUGUUGCAGGCGAGCGUUCGACUUCAUCCAAGGUUAUCUUUCUUCAAAGAGAAGCAAGAGUGCAAGGAGGGCGGUAGUUCACGUUUUUCGAAAUGUCAUUCUCAAGAUUCUUGAGAGCAUUUAUCACAACUCAUUUGCCAGUGAAAAGUGCGACACGUCCACGUUCGAAGUGUUGUUCACUUUCGUUCUCGCUCAGAUAGAUGCAAUCUACGAACGCAUGUUAUCCGUGAAAGCGGAAGUAGAUGUGAUUUGGAGCUGGACUGUUUCAUUUGAAGUCGUCGGUUCUAUGGAAAGAGCUUUUUCCACACUAUCGCCAUCCUUCUGCCAAAUUCUGACGAAAAAACUUGUGGGUAACUUACAAACUAUUGGAAAAACAAUGCAAAUGGGUGAAGAAUUUCCGGACAAAUUUUCUGUAGAAGUUAUUAGUAAUUCAAUGGAGGUUGCCAUGACCAUGGUCAUGAGCAGUCACAAAGCUGCAAUAUCACUUCCGCAAUGUGAUCUACUUCACAUUGGGCGUCACAAUAUGCUCAUUUCUGAAUAUGUGUUCUCUCUGGCGUCGUUCGACAGUUCAGCAGAACAUGCCUCCCCAUAG
Messenger RNA from Chondrus crispus (carragheen), 1941 nucleotides. RefSeq lists its product as hypothetical. The record is from RefSeq and is a predicted model, not a curated record. The transcript has a single exon. NCBI's taxonomy places the organism in Eukaryota, Rhodophyta, Florideophyceae, Gigartinales, Gigartinaceae. The coding region runs from base 1 to 1941 and encodes 646 amino acids.